Molecule: messenger RNA, 1113 nt
Organism: Coffea eugenioides
Lineage: Eukaryota; Viridiplantae; Streptophyta; Magnoliopsida; Gentianales; Rubiaceae
Exons: 1
Coding region: 157-726 (189 amino acids)
Source: RefSeq, a predicted model, not a curated record
CAACGGCCCCCAUUCAUCUCUCUCAUCCCAUAAAUACCACUCAUAUUUUCACCAUGCUUUUCCGAGAAGGCGGAAAGGAAAGAAAUACUCUACUAAUAAAAGGAACCGUCCUCUUACCGCUACUGUGUGACUGUGUGAGAGAGAAAGUGAGCAGAAAUGAGUGCUCUGGAUUCUCCGCUCGAGGUUCUGGCAUUCGACUACCUGCGCUUCGGCCUGUUAACGCUCGUCAACAACGUCUGGACGUGGGUUGCCGUUGUUACGGCCGCCGUCAGCGUGUGGAGAUUAAAGGCUUCGUCAUUACCUCGCAGCAACUUUCCACGUGAAGCAUCGCGGCCGGUUGAGAGACUGGUGGCUGAGCCUGCAUCGGCGACGGCUGUGGUGGCUUCUGCUAUAGUCGAGGCAGCUAAACCUUCGACUGCGGCGGCUCCAUCAUCGCCGUACUUGUUCAAUGCAGAGGGAAGAACGAGCGGGAAGUUUACACUUUACUAUGAUCGGAGGGAGGAGGACGAGGAGGAGGAUAGACGUGAUGACGUAAACGGAGAACUUGACUGCGAGGACGGAUGUAUCGGGGAUGAGAAGCAAUGGUUCGGGGAAGGUUGGUGGGAGGUAACGAUGAGAAUGAGGAUGGGAGAUCAUAUGGGGUUCUACCGUUAUCAGGAUUUAACGGUGCUAGACGGAAGUGUGGUGAGAUUGUGGGACGGUUUGCCGGCUGAGAAAUGGAGUUAGUAGUUGCGCCCCGUUAAUUAGCUGCGGUGGCGGUGAAGGUGGUACCAUUAUGUGGUAGGUGUAUUUUCGGUGGUGGAUGCAGCAGCGCAGAAUCAAAUAGCCGGUGGGCUGGCCCGGCCUUGCCUUGCCUUGACUAGAAGCAAAUUAUUAUUAUAAUUAAUUAAUAAUACGAAGAGAUAGUGGUAUUUACUAUUUAGUUUUGGAGGUGAUCAAUUGAUAAGGAUCAUCCCAAAAAAAAAAAUUUUGUACAUAGUAUCAAAUAUUUCUGCUUGUUAAUAAUUUAAGAUUUGCAUUUCUACAAUGUCCCUCUCUCAUCAAACACAAUUACAAAAUAACACAACAUCUGGAAAUGUGCCUGGGCUUCAUUUCCUGGCGUAUUUUAAUUUU